AUGGGUCCAACAUGCACGAUCGCUCACUGCGAUCUGGUGUCCGAUCUCCUGCAGCGACUGCUUGAAGGCAAUUCAGACACCCACCUUGUUGUCUGUGCAACCAGAGCCGAGUUCUUGGUGCAACUCACAGCAGCCAUUCGCUCACGCCGCACUGAUCCAGACACUGCAGGGAGCCAUGACCUGCUUACAAAAACCAUCGGGCUACUUGCAAGAUCCAGCAAAAUCAGGCUGGUAUUCUGCCCGAGUUUAGAGUCUCUUCGGGCGUACCUUGCCAUUUUCGAACCUGCUGCUGAGGCGGCUACUGAGGACGAAUCGCUUUCUCAUGACCGACAACUCCUUGCUGUCCUUGAUAUGGUGGCUUUGCAUGUUACGACUUCAGAAUUCUCGGCACAAGGACUGUCAAGAACACUUGCUUCUGUUGUUGAAGCUUCCUCCAGGGCGGGGAUGGAUCUCCGACUUUAUGAGUGCAUGAAUGCUCUAGACCCUUCAAGUGCUGCCAGGGAAGAAAGCUAUGGGAUGUGA
Molecule: messenger RNA, 522 nt
Organism: Penicillium mononematosum
Lineage: Eukaryota; Fungi; Ascomycota; Eurotiomycetes; Eurotiales; Aspergillaceae
Exons: 1
Coding region: 1-522 (173 amino acids)
Source: RefSeq, a predicted model, not a curated record